AUGUUUAAACAAAGUGAUAGUUUAAAAGAUUUUAAAGAUGUUAAAGAUAGACAAGGCAACUUGAGCUCAAGGCCGUAUGAUAGGAUGAAAGAGAGAGAUAGAGUAAGAUUUAAUUUUCCAGUAAAAAUUGAAGGAUUAAAAGAGCAACCAACAAUUUCCUUAUUUAGGUUAGAAUGGGAUUAUAAAUAUGAAUUCAUGGAAUGGAGAAGACAAAUAGUUGAAGGUAGGAAAAUGUGCAAGUGGAAAGAAAGUCAAUUUCUGGAAAUAUUGUCACUUUUAAUAGAUGAAAGAAUUAACGAUAAACUUCCUGAAGUUUUUGAAGAUUCUGAGCAUACGAUGCAGUGUUUAGCAGACGUGCUAAUUACUCCAUCAAGAGUAAAAAUUUUGAGAGAUAGAUUAGACAGAGUUAAGUACUUUUAUAGUAAAAAGGUAAGUGACUAUGAACAUUAUAUAAGGAAAAUAGUGGCUGAGGUGAAUUUAGUAUCUAAUGAAGAAUCAAAGAUUACAAACAAUAAGGUUUAUAGUAUUUUUAAAAAUGGUCUGCCAGGUGUUUUAAGAGAUAAAUUAAUAUUUAAUGAUAUAAACGACAUAUACAGAGCUGUGGAAGUUAUUGAAAGGCUAGAAACUGAAAGCCCAUUAUAUAUAGCAAAAUUGAAGGAGAAAAAAGUAUUUAAUGACAAAAUAUAUAAGGAUAAUAGGAAUAUUAAAAACAAAAAAACUGAUGAAUACAGAAAUGCAAAUGGAAAUGAUAAUAAAAAUAUAGUAGAGGUAUAA
Messenger RNA from Hepatospora eriocheir, 774 nucleotides. Lineage: Eukaryota; Fungi; Microsporidia; Hepatosporidae. The record is from the annotation of a GenBank genome assembly.